Messenger RNA from Chionomys nivalis (European snow vole), 2243 nucleotides. RefSeq names its product butyrophilin like 9 (gene Btnl9). Gene Ontology annotation, cellular component: external side of plasma membrane. The transcript is spliced from 10 exons. Bases 108 to 1742 code for a protein of 544 amino acids. Lineage: Eukaryota; Metazoa; Chordata; Mammalia; Rodentia; Cricetidae. Gene Ontology annotation, molecular function: signaling receptor binding. The record is from RefSeq and is a predicted model, not a curated record. Gene Ontology annotation, biological process: T cell receptor signaling pathway; regulation of cytokine production.
ACAAAUAACUGAGACAGCAACUGAUACUCAGGCCUGCUGGGCGGAGGCUCACUGCCCACGUCACCUAGCAUGUUUAUUGCUUUCUAGGUGGCCCUCACUGCUGACAGAUGGCAGAUUUCUCAGUGUUCGUGGGGUUUCUGAAGCAAGUGCCUCGGUGCAGGAGCAUCUUCUUCACCCAUCUUUUCCUCAUCCUCUGCUUGGGAGAGGUAGAUACAGAUGAGGUCAAGGUGCUGGGCCCUGGAGAGUCCAUGUUGGCCCUUGUCGGGGAAACGGUUGAGUUCCAGUGCCACUUGUCGCCAUACCAGGAUGCAGAGCACAUGGAGAUCCGCUGGUUCCGGACUCAGGUCUCAAACGUGGUGUACCUGUACCAGGAACAGCAGGGGCCCUCCGACCCGCAGAUGCCAGAGUUCCGCAACAGGACGGUAUUCGAAGCGAAUGACAUCGUAGAUGGCAGCGUGACCCUGCAUGUCCUCAGCGUGACUCCCUCCGAUGAGGGCCAAUAUGGGUGCCGCUUUCUUUCCCACAACUUCUCUGGAGAAGCUAUGUGGGAGCUAGAAGUAGCAGGGUUGGGCUCAGACCCACUCAUCUCCCUUGAGGGCUUCAACGAAGGAGGCAUUCGGCUGCGAUGCAGUUCCAGUGGCUGGUACCCCAAGCCCAAGGUUCAGUGGAGAGACCACCGGGGGCAGUGCCUUCCUCCAGAGUCUGAAGCCAUCAUUCGGAAUGCCCAGGGCCUGUUCAGUCUGAACACAUCUGUAACUGUCCGAGGAGGGGCUCAUAGUAACGUGUCUUGCUCAAUCCAGAACCCCUUGCUAGCCCAGAAGAAAGAGUUUGUACUCCAGAUUGCAGAUGUAUUCCUACCCAGAACGUCCCCCUGGAAGAAAGCGUUCCUGGGAACCCUGGCGGCCCUUCCACUCAGUCUUGCUGUGCUCACCAUCCUGGCGCUGCAGUACUUUUACAAGAAGCGGUGCUCCCAAGAAAAGCUGAAGAAGCAGGAAGAAAAGGACAGAGGAAGACUGAUUGCACGGUUGGAGAGACUUCAGACAGAGCUUGACUGGAGAAGGUCCGAAGGCCAGGCUGAGUGGAGAGCGGCCCAGCAAUAUGCAGUGGACAUGACCUUGGAUCCCACCACAGCACACCUUAGCCUGGAGAUCUCAGACGACCUCAAGAGUGUGUCCUCCAGACCGGGGGUGCCCAGUAUUGUGGUCCACGGCCCGCAGCGGUUCUCAGAGCAGACAUGCGUGCUGAGCCGGGAGCGUUUCUGCAGCGGCCGCCACUACUGGGAGGUGCACGUGGGCCGGCGCAGCCGCUGGUUCCUGGGCGCUUGUCUGGAGUCGGUGGAGCGCUCGGGGCCCGUGCGCCUGAGCCCCGCCGCCGGCUACUGGGUCAUGGGGCUGUGGAACAGUUGCGAGUACUUCGUGCUGGACCCGCAGCGCGUGGCGCUGACGCUACGCGUGCCUCCCCGGAGGGUGGGCAUCCUGCUGGACUAUGAGGCAGGGAAGCUGUCUUUCUUCAAUGCGUCUGAUGGCUCGCACAUCUUCACUUUCACCGACACUUUCUCUGGGGCGCUCUGCGCCUACUUCAGGCCCCGAGCCCACGAUGGCAGCGAACACCCGGAUCCCCUGACCAUCUGCUCUUUGCCCGUUAAAGGGCCACAUGUCCUCGAAGAGGACGACAAUGACAAUUGGCUACAGCCAUAUGAGCCCUUUGACCCCUCCUGGGCUGGUGAUGAGGCGCUGUCAUGACCUCAAGGCCAGGUCUAGGCAGUGUCCUGAACUCCCGGACAGCGCUUUGCUCCCCUGCUGCCAAAGCAUGCAGAGGCCCUUGGAAUAUGUAUUUGUGUAUAUAUAAUUAUUUUAAAGACAGCAGGCAAAAAAGAGACCGUUUAUGUAUAUAGCAAGACUAUGGAGUGUGCACUGUGGGAAUGGAAAAGAAGUCAGACGUAUUCGCUAAUUUGUGAAUAGCUUUGCAUAUUUUGUGUAAUUUUGUAUAGUCUGUAAAAGUCUAGAAGUAAUGACAUUUCAUAAGUAAUGAGUUCACCUAUGGCUCAGAUCUGAAUGUUAAACAUCAUUUCCUCCUAAAAUGAAAUGGGAGAAAUGGCUGAUUCCAGGACUGGGUAAAGAAGGCCCAAAACUUGGACCAUUUUGGCUAUAAAAUAAAAGUCAGCAGAAACUUAUAGGAAGCAGCGUAGAUCAGAUCUACUGGGCAAAAAGGGAACUGUGAUUAGUAACUGUGGAGUACAUACU